AUGCAAAAGCCUUUUUGUCCACAGCAUGAGAAGGAGUUGGACUUUAAUAAAACUUUAAUUUGUCACAAGUGUGCUAUUACAGAUCACAGUGAAGAUAUGGGACAACAUGAGCCUAUCUGUGCAUCUGAUGCUUUCAAUGAUUUCAGAGUAACAGCAAAUGCUUUAAUGGUUCGGGCUGACUUCCACAAACAGCAGACUCAAGAAGGAAUAAGUAAAUGUAUUGCAAAUGCUUCCAAACUAAAUAAGCAAAGAAAUGAUAUCACAAGACACAUAAACUACAGUGUAAGUCAAAUGUUGAAAUUAGUCCAAGACACUAGAAAGGCGUUGGAAGAGAAGUUGGAAAAUGUCUGUGAAGCAAAGCACAAGCAAAGUACCUCUCAAAUUGAUGAACUCAAAACAAUUAUAUCAGAUGUUGAAGAAAAACAGAAUUACAUCACAACAUUAUUGAAAAGCAAUGAAGCAACAGCCCUCCAAACAUGCCAACAGGCAAUUCAAGAACUACAAGAAAAGAUUGCUGUCUUGCCAAAGAUAGAACUUAAAGAUGAUGGGAAGAUCUACUUCUAUCCAACCGAAUGUGAUGUAAUAAUGAAGAAAAACAUUUUAAAAAUAGGUAGUGUUAGUGAAAAGCCAAAUGAAAACAUUUUUGAAAUUGUAUCUGAAAAUCCAAUGACUGUGACAAGUUGCCAACGUUUUCAGGUUGAAAUAGUACAAAAAUAUGAAUGUGAUGUAAAUAUAAAUGACCUGGCAGUCUUUGAAGAUGGAAAAAUAUCAUUAUUAAAACUGCGUGUCGCUAAAAUUAUUAGAUAUAAGGGGAAAUUUUUCGUAGUAGGAUACUCAAAUAAAGAUGUGACACUGAAUGUCAUGUUCUGUAAUGCUUCAAUAAAGGGGUCUCCAAUUAAAAUUGUUGUUGAGCCUGUUGGAAUCAUAAGAUGUAUUAAAAAUGUUGGUCAAUCUACAGGUGCAAUAAGCAUCAGAUAUAAACAAAAACAAUAUUUUGGUGAGUAUAUGGUUGAGAGAGAAAAGAGUGAAUAUGACAGGGGUAUCAAAGAUCUACUGAUAUCUGGAAAUGGUUGGUUUUUAGUUGCUUGUAACACACAUAAAGUAUUUAAGUUUGAAAUGUCAGGAGCUUUUAUGAGUACAAUAACAUUAUCACCGACAUCAAAGGUUAAAAGAAUAUGCAAAUUAAAAAACAACAACCUGAUAUUCUGUGACUGGGGUAAUAGCAACAUAACAAUAUUUAAACAAGAUGGUCGUGUGAUCAAAUCCAUAACAACUUGUCUUGCGACGAAAUCUACAGGUCUUGCAACCGAGAGUUGUUUAUCUGGUAUUGAUGUGGAUGAAGACUUAAACUUGGUGUAUGUUGCUGAUCAAGCUGCAAAUUGUGUGAAGGUAUUCAACUUGGAGACCAACAUUAAGGUAAAGACCAUUGGAUCUAAAGGAGGUCUUGAAGGACAAAUGAAUGGACCUUCUGAUGUUGCUGUCACAAAAAAUGGGAAUGUCAUUGUAGCUGACACUGACAAUCACAGAUUGCAAUUAUUUUGUUCUGAUGGUCAAUUUAUUAAGGUUAUUAUUUAUGGAGGUAAUGAAGAUGGUAUGGUGAUAAAUCCAACAAGAGUGAGUGUUGAUUAUGAUGACAACAUUAUUGUAGCAUGUAAGGGAAAAGUACAGUUAUUUAACAAUUGUGGCAAGUUUCUUAGAGUGAUUCAUGAGAAUGAAAAGGAUAAAACCAAUGACUUUGCAUUUUCUAUUGUCUCUGAUUUCCCUAGAAGACUUGCAUUAGCAAACGUAAAUUCAAUCACGAUCAAUAUAAUCAAUUAUUGA
Messenger RNA from Anneissia japonica, 1821 nucleotides. Its product is annotated as tripartite motif-containing protein 2-like. The coding region runs from base 1 to 1821 and encodes 606 amino acids. The transcript has a single exon. Gene Ontology annotation, molecular function: protein binding; ubiquitin protein ligase activity. The record is from RefSeq and is a predicted model, not a curated record. Gene Ontology annotation, biological process: proteasome-mediated ubiquitin-dependent protein catabolic process; protein polyubiquitination. Lineage: Eukaryota; Metazoa; Echinodermata; Crinoidea; Comatulida; Comatulidae.